Messenger RNA from Cololabis saira (Pacific saury), 1246 nucleotides. Its product is annotated as mucin-2-like. NCBI's taxonomy places the organism in Eukaryota, Metazoa, Chordata, Actinopteri, Beloniformes, Belonidae. The transcript is spliced from 3 exons. The coding region runs from base 1 to 1245 and encodes 414 amino acids. The record is from RefSeq and is a predicted model, not a curated record.
AUGGCAGCUACAACAACUACCACAAUCUACAUCUGCUGCUAUUACAACUACAGUUGCACCAACCACAUCUACAAGUACAGCAACAUCUACGGCUGCCCCAACCACAUCUACAGCUAUUCCAGUUACGACUACAUCUGCUCCCACCACAACUACAGGUGUCCCGACGACAUUUGCAGCUACUCCAACCGCAACCACUGCUGCUUUGACAACAACCAUGCUGCCCUGAUCAGAUCUACAGCUGCUACUAUUACAACUACAGUUGCGCCAAUCACAUCUACAAGUACAGCAACAUCUACGGCUGCCCCAACCACAUCGACAGCUAUUCCAGUUACAACUACAUCUGCUCCCACCACAACUGCAGGUGUCCCGACGACAUCUACAGCUGCUCCAACCACAUCUGCAGGUGCUCGAACCACAUCUACAAGGGCUCCCACCACAUCUACAGGUGUCCCGUCGACAACUACAAGUGCUCCAACCACAUCUACAAUUUCCGCAACAUCUACUGCUGUGCCAACCACAUCUUCAGUUGCUUCAACCACAACUACAGCUGCUACAAUUUUAUCUACUGCUGCAUCAGCCACAUCUACAUCUCCACAGACAACAUCUACAAGUGCACCAACAACAUCCAAAGCUGCUCCAACCACAUCUACAGCUGCUCCAACCACAAAAACUGUUGCUGCAACCACAGCUAUAGCUACUCCUUCGACAUCUUCAGUUGCCCCCACCAGAUCUACAGCUGCUCGUUCUACAGGUGCACCAACCACAUCUACAGGUGCACCAACCACAUCUACAGGUGCACCAACCACAAACCCAAUUAAUCCAACCACAACCUCUCCUGCACAAACUACAAAUACAGCUUUUCCAACCACAAGUACCAGAGAACCAACCACAGCAACAACUUUUAGAAAACGUACAACAUCUGCUAGAACUUCUGCAACAACCAGAAAAACCUUUACUGCAACCAAAAGGACUUCUGCAACAUCAGCUGACACAACUACUUCACCAACUACCACUAGUAAAUCUAUGACAAAAACUACUACUACUAGGUCUACACCAAAUAUGAUGACUACUACACUUGCAACAACAUCUACUACACCCACUACAAGUAUCAGGUCAACUACAAAUACCAAUCCACCAACUACAACAACGCAACCACCCACCACCUCAACAACCACCAGUGGUGCUUGUUGCGUCAGGUGGGGUAUUCUCCACCUGUUGCUUGGUCUCCUUGUCUCUUUGCUUUAGA